This is a messenger RNA of Xenia sp. Carnegie-2017, 2403 nucleotides long. Its product is annotated as endothelin-converting enzyme 1-like. Gene Ontology annotation, biological process: protein processing. Gene Ontology annotation, molecular function: metalloendopeptidase activity. The record is from RefSeq and is a predicted model, not a curated record. Gene Ontology annotation, cellular component: plasma membrane. NCBI's taxonomy places the organism in Eukaryota, Metazoa, Cnidaria, Anthozoa, Malacalcyonacea, Xeniidae.
CCUGUCGAUGUAUUAAUUUGUUUACGAUUUAUCAUUUUAAUGUUUUCUGUUAAUAUAAGUAGUUUUUAGUUAUGUCAACAAGUUUUGCCAACUUAAGUGUAAUAUGUUUUAUCUUAUUGCCUUCUGUCGUGUUGAAUCGUCCGUCGAACGCGUCGUCGAUAAUACGUAAUAAAAAAGCAAAGAUAUGUUAUCGUGAACAUUGUAGAAGAGUUGCCAACGAAAUCUUACGAUCAAUUAAUGUGUCUGUAAAUCCUUGUGAUAACUUCUUCGAGUAUUCCUGUGGAGCUUGGAUAAAAAACCACUCGAUUCCCGAAGGCCGUAAUCAAUUUUCUGCGAUAACUCAGCUGAGCAUGAACAACGAAAAAAUACUUCUGGAAGCACUGGAGAAAGAUGAACCAAGCACAGACUCGCCAACAUUAAAAAAAGUCAAGAAUUUCUACAGAUCGUGUAUAGAUACGAAAACUAUCGAUAAAAGAGGAAAGAAACCAGCUUUAAAUUUCAUACAUCGCAUUCAUUCAUGGGCUCUUGCCCAAGAUGGCACAUGGAACCGAAAAUGGGAUUUCUAUGAUACGUUGAAGCUCUUACACAAAAUUUCGCCAGCUGAGAUAUUCUUUGUCGUCGAUGUAAUUCCAAAUCCGGUCAAACGUGAAAAGACGAGGAAAAAUGUAAUUCUAAUUGAUCAAGCGUCGUUGGAUUUACCUCAAAUUAUUUAUUUCACAAGUGCUAUAGAUAUUCGUCUUUUGUGGAGGUACAUGACUGAAAUAGGCCAUCUAGUUGGAGUGGGAACUAGGAAAUCUGCUAAAAAUAUGAAAAAUGUAAUAAAAUUUGAAGCUGAAUUGGCCAAGAUCCUAAUUCCAAAGUCUGCUAAACGAUAUGUAAAGGUUUCACUUGGGAAACUUGAGAAGGCUGUUCCUGGGAUAGACUGGCAUGGCCAUCUUCAAUCUCUUUUUGUGAAUAAGGAAAUAAAUAAGAGUGAACCAGUGGUAGUUCUGGCAAAUAGCUACAUCCCAAAAAUGGUUGAGCUUAUUAAGAAAACCAAGAAGAGCAUACUGUCCAACUACAUGGUUUGGAGGACAUUAAAAGAGGUAGUGCCUCUCCUAGACCACCGAUUUAGAAAGACGUAUUAUAAAUUCAAAGAGAAAAUUCAAGGACCAACAGCUGAAAAAUCUCGUCGAAAGAUUUGCUUUAGUUACACUGACAAGAUACUUGGACCAAUAUUAGGAUCUUUAUUUGUACGAAAAGCUUUCAGUGCAGAAAGUAAAGCAAAGGUUGAAGAUAUGAUGUCAAAAAUUAUUCAAGCAUUCAAAGAAAAUGCAAGAGAAGAACAUUGGUUAAGCAAAAAAAGUGAAAAGGCUGUCCGAGAGAAGGUGAAUGCAGCAACAAUUAAAGUAGGAUACCCUCAUUAUCUUUGGGAUGAGAAAGAAUUUGCAUCAAGAUAUAAGGAUUUAAAAAUAUCUGAGAACCAUUGGUUUGAGAACAUUGUGAACACAGACAGAUUUUCUUUGAUGCAAACAUUUUCCAAGCUUGGACAUAACAGAGAAAAACAUAGGUGGAUAACUGUUCCACAUUUGGUGAAUGCUUUUACGUCUAACAAAAAUGAAGUUGUUAUUCCUGCUGGAAUUCUUCAACCACCUUUUUUUUAUUCUGACGUUAUUCCCAGAUCAAUCAGUUACGGAGCAAUCGGGCAUGUUUUGGGUCAUGAGUUGACUCAUGGAUUUGACGAUACAGGACGCAAAUUUGAUAAUCAGGGUGAGUUAAUUGAAAAUGGAACUGGCUGGAGUCAAAUAUCAAUCAGGCAUUUCAAAGAAAAAGCUGAAUGCUUGGUGAAGCAAUUUGGAAAGUACAAAGUUUUGAAUAAAUUCUAUGUUGAUGGAAGAGAGACUCUUGGUGAAAACAUGGCGGAUGGUGGUGGUAUAAAAAUGGCAUAUCGUGCUUAUGUCGACUGGAUCAAAGAACAUGGAGAGGAGGAAAUCUUGCCCAACUUACAAAAGACUAGUCAGCAGUUGUUUUUCAUUGGUUAUGCUCAGAAAGAAUGCACCAAAACUAGCAUCACCUCGGAGUUUUUAUCAGUUACAGAAGAUGUUCAUGCACCAACAAAAUUUCGAGUUCUUGGCACUCUCGCGAAUAUGAAAGAGUUCUCAGAGGCCUUUAACUGCCCAGUUGGAAGUACAAUGAACCCUAAAGACAAAUGUGAUGUCUGGUAGUUUUUUUUUCUUAAUGUUUAUUGGAAGUUUUUUCGAAGUUUUUUGUCUUUAAAACAGGAAUCAGUGAGUACUGGAGGAUUUCUUCCUUCUCGAGUCUCGACUAGCGUCGGGGCUUAUUGAUUUUGUAAAAUUAAAUAAGUUAUUUCAUAAGUUAUUAAAUAUUGAAGAUUGAUAAAUUUAUUAAAUUCUGCUAUACAAG